This is a messenger RNA of Puccinia graminis f. sp. tritici CRL 75-36-700-3, 1880 nucleotides long. RefSeq names its product inosine-5'-monophosphate dehydrogenase. The record is from RefSeq and is a predicted model, not a curated record. Gene Ontology annotation, molecular function: IMP dehydrogenase activity. The transcript has 9 exons. Gene Ontology annotation, cellular component: cytoplasm. Lineage: Eukaryota; Fungi; Basidiomycota; Pucciniomycetes; Pucciniales; Pucciniaceae. Bases 163 to 1812 code for a protein of 549 amino acids. Gene Ontology annotation, biological process: GTP biosynthetic process.
CCGCGGACAUACAACCACUGGCCACCGUGCCCGCACCACUUCAACAGCACCUUCGACUCUUCGAUUACAUAUUCAACACCUUAUUUACCGCCCACUUGGCCAUCAGCUGAUUAAACCUCAAGCAAUCAAUCAGACGUUUCUUCAAAAUCAAAAAUCAUCAAUAUGCCUUCAACUCUUUCCCACACUCAAGCCAUGGACGAGUUGAAGAAAUACUCGAGGAUGGAUGGUCUCAGUCUCCAGGAACUCAUGGAUUCAACCAAAUUCGGAGGAUUAACGUACAACGACUUUCUGCUUCUACCUGGCUAUAUUGACUUUCCGGCAGCCGAAGUUUCACUCGAGUCAAGAGUUACCCGGAAUAUCACCCUGAAGACUCCAUUCAUGAGUUCUCCCAUGGACACUGUCACUGAAACCGAUAUGGCAAUAACCAUGGCUCUCCUGGGAGGAGUUGGCAUUAUCCAUCACAACAUGCCUGCCCAUCUACAAGCCGCUAUGGUCCGCGCUGUCAAAAAGUAUGAGAAUGGAUUUAUUACCGACCCUUUCUGCCUUACUCCCGAACACACUGUUGCAGAUGUGCUGGCGGUCAAGGAAGCCUAUGGAUUCUGUGGAAUUCCAGUCACAGAUACUGGCAAGUUAGGAGGAGUCUUACAAGGAAUCGUGACUGCGCGUGACAUCCAAUUCAGAUCAUCUAAUCAACCUUUAUCAGAGGUCAUGACCAAACUGUCCGAACUCGUUGUCGGACCGGAAGGCAUCACCUUGGAAGAAGCCAAUGCGAUCUUACGAGAUUGUAAGAAGGGCAAACUGCCACUGGUCGAUUCUGAAGGUCGAUUGCGCUCACUACUUGCCCGAAGCGACUUACUCAAGAACAAAGACUACCCACUGGCGAGCAAGAAACCUGCCAGCAAACAAUUGCUAUGUGGAGCCGCAGUCGGCACACGAGAAACUGAUCGAGCACGACUCACAGCAUUGGUUCAGGCCGGCCUUGAUGUGGUAGUCCUCGACUCGUCUCAGGGCAACUCGAUCUACCAGAUCGAAAUGAUCAAAUGGAUCAAAGAGACCCAUCCCGGUCUGGAUGUGAUUGCGGGCAACGUGGUGACUCGGGAACAGGCAGCCGCACUGAUUGCCGUUGGGGCAGAUGCACUCAGGGUCGGGAUGGGAAGCGGCUCGAUCUGCAUCACACAAGAGGUCUGUGCCGUCGGAAGACCACAGGGAUCGGCAGUCUUUGCUGUAGCCGAAUUCGCGCGCAAGUUUGGCGUCCCAGUGAUUGCGGAUGGAGGGAUCUCAAACGUCGGACAUAUCGGCAAGGCGAUUGCACUCGGAGCCUCGGCGGUGAUGAUGGGCGGCUUACUGGCGGGCACAACUGAAGCACCCGGCGAGUACUUCUACAACGAAGGUCAACGACUCAAGAAAUACCGUGGAAUGGGUAGUCUGGAUGCCAUGGAGCACGGAAACGCCGAGAAGAAUCCCGUCAAGCGGACCGCAAGUCCUUCGCUCCAAACUCGUCUGAAAACUGGAGCCAGCAAGUCUUCCGAGGAUAACGCUGCAACUUCACGUUACUUCUCUGAGAGCGGUUCUGUCCGAGUCGCCCAGGGUGUCACGGGCGCGGUGGUAGACAAAGGUUCACUGAAGAAGUUUGUCCCAUAUCUGUACACUGGACUCCAGCAUUCACUGCAGGAUGUAGGCGUUCGGUCGAUCGCCCAACUCCGAGAACGUGCUGACGGAUCCGAGGUGCGGUUUGAGCUCCGAACAACAAGUGCGCAAGUAGAGGGAGGCGUACAUGGACUUCAUUCAUACGAAAAACGGCUCUUCUCUUGAGCUCUACCUUUCAACCUCUCAGCAUCCAUUCAAUUCAAUUCUACUCUUCAAUGCCACCCCCCCCCCCC